CAUAAGCUUGUCCUCGGUCUCGUUUGCUCACUCCUUCCACCACCACCCUCACGACACUGAACGACAUGGCUGACCCUAGUGGUGCAAUCCCCGCCGGCGACGAUGAUACUAGCACCGCGAUCCUCAGGACGAAGAAAUCGCCCAACCGUCUGAUUGUCGAUGAGGCGACUUCCGACGACAACUCUGUCGCCACUCUCAACCCGGCAACGAUGGAGACGCUCCAGCUCUUCCGCGGAGAUACGAUCAUCGUCCGGGGGAAGAAGCGGCACGACACUGUUCUCAUCUGCUUGAGCUCCGACGAUGUCGAGGAGGGCAAGAUCCAGAUGAACAAAGUCGCACGUAACAACCUCCGCGUAAAGCUCGGUGACAUGGUCAAUGUCCACCCCUGCCUCGACAUCAAGUACGGCAAGCGCGUUCACAUUCUGCCCUUCGAUGACUCCGUCGAAGGUCUGAGUGGCAACAUCUUCGAUGUAUAUCUCAAGCCCUACUUCCUCGAGGCUUACCGGCCUCUACGGAAGGGCGACACCUUCCUUGUUCGCGGCGGUAUGCGGACGGUCGAGUUCAAGGUUAUUGAGACGGACCCCGCGGAAUACUGUAUAGUGGCACAAGACACUGUGAUCCACACAGAGGGCGACCCCGUCAAGCGCGAAGACGAGGAGGCGAAUCUUAACGAGGUCGGCUACGACGACAUUGGUGGCUGCCGCAAGCAGAUGGCACAGAUCCGUGAACUCGUGGAGCUCCCCCUCCGCCAUCCUCAGUUGUUCAAGGCUAUCGGUAUCAAGCCCCCUCGUGGUAUCCUCAUGUUCGGUCCACCUGGUACUGGUAAGACGCUCAUGGCACGUGCGGUCGCAAACGAGACGGGCGCGUUCUUCUUCCUUAUUAACGGCCCGGAGAUCAUGAGCAAGAUGGCUGGAGAGUCUGAGAGCAACCUGCGGAAGGCGUUUGAGGAGGCUGAGAAGAACUCACCAUCUAUCAUCUUCAUCGACGAAAUCGACUCCAUUGCGCCGAAGCGCGAGAAGACGAACGGCGAGGUCGAGCGUCGCGUGGUUUCGCAGCUGCUCACUCUCAUGGACGGCUUGAAGGCGCGUUCAAACGUCGUCGUUAUGGCUGCCACCAACCGUCCCAACUCUAUCGAUCCUGCCCUCCGUCGGUUCGGUCGGUUCGAUCGUGAGGUCGACAUCGGCAUCCCCGACCCCACUGGCCGCCUGGAGAUUCUUCGCAUCCACACCAAGAACAUGAAGCUCGGGGACGACGUUGACCUUGAGCAGAUUGCCGCGGACACUCACGGUUACGUCGGUUCCGAUCUUGCUGCGCUCUGCUCGGAAGCCGCCAUGCAGCAAAUUCGUGAGAAGAUGGACUUGAUUGACCUCGACGAGGACACCAUCGACGCAGAGGUGCUUGACUCCCUGGGUGUUACCAUGGACAACUUCCGCUUCGCUCUCGGCACCUCCAACCCGUCUGCCCUGCGCGAGACUGUCGUGGAGGUUCCCACCGUCAAGUGGGAGGACAUUGGUGGUCUCGACAAGGUCAAGCAGGAGCUCCAGGAGACCGUCCAGUACCCCGUCGAGCACCCCGACAAGUUCAUCAAGUACGGCAUGUCACCAUCCAAGGGUGUACUGUUCUACGGUCCCCCUGGUACGGGUAAGACAUUGCUCGCCAAGGCCAUCGCGAACGAGACGCAGGCGAACUUUAUCUCCAUCAAGGGUCCCGAGCUGCUCACUAUGUGGUUCGGUGAGUCUGAGGCGAACGUUCGCGACGUCUUCGACAAGGCACGAGCGGCGGCACCUUGCGUGAUGUUCUUCGACGAACUGGACUCCAUCGCGAAGGCGCGUGGUGGUUCGUCAGGGGAUGCUGGAGGCGCGGGCGACCGUGUGCUGAACCAGAUCCUGACGGAGAUGGAUGGCAUGAACGUCAAGAAGAACGUGUUCAUCAUUGGCGCGACGAACAGGCCCGACCAGAUCGACCCUGCCCUCCUCCGUCCUGGUCGUCUUGAUCAGCUCAUCUACAUACCUUUGCCCGACGAGCCCUCGCGUCUGUCCAUCCUCCGGGCGGCGCUCAGGAAGAGUCCGGUUGCCCCGGAUGUCGACCUCAUCUUCCUCUCGAAGCACACGCACGGCUUCUCCGGUGCUGAUUUGACGGAGAUCUGUCAACGUGCGGCGAAGCUCGCGAUCCGCGAGAGUAUCGAGUCGGACAUCCGGCGCGCACGGGAGAAGAAGGAGAAGGAGGACGCGGGCGACGUCAAGAUGGAGGAGGACGAGGAGGAGGAAGAGGACCCCGUCCCGGUCAUCACAAGGGCACACUUCGAGGAGGCGAUGCGCUUCGCCCGUCGCUCAGUGUCCGACGCGGAUAUCCGGAGAUACGAGAUGUUCGCGCAGAACCUGCAGCAGUCGCGGUCGUUCGGGUCGAGCUUCAAGUUCCCCGACUCCGCUGGCACUGUCGCGCCGGCGGCGGCGCCCGCCGCGAGCAAUGCUGGGUUCGGCGAGGACACGCAGGACGACGACUUGUACGCAUGA
Messenger RNA from Trametes versicolor FP-101664 SS1, 2513 nucleotides. RefSeq names its product valosin-containing protein. Gene Ontology annotation, cellular component: nucleus; cytosol; VCP-NPL4-UFD1 AAA ATPase complex. Gene Ontology annotation, biological process: retrograde protein transport, ER to cytosol; autophagosome maturation; mitotic spindle disassembly. The transcript is spliced from 8 exons. The coding region runs from base 66 to 2513 and encodes 815 amino acids. Gene Ontology annotation, molecular function: ATP hydrolysis activity; ATP binding; polyubiquitin modification-dependent protein binding. Lineage: Eukaryota; Fungi; Basidiomycota; Agaricomycetes; Polyporales; Polyporaceae. The record is from RefSeq and is a predicted model, not a curated record.